Molecule: messenger RNA, 588 nt
Organism: Alternaria incomplexa
Lineage: Eukaryota; Fungi; Ascomycota; Dothideomycetes; Pleosporales; Pleosporaceae
Exons: 2
Coding region: 1-588 (195 amino acids)
Source: RefSeq, a predicted model, not a curated record
AUGUACUAUUCUUUGAUGUAUCUGCCCCUGGCCGAUGCCACCGUCAUCACAUUCCUCUCACCAUCGCUCGCUUGCUGGGCGUGCUCAUACUUCAUCAACGAACCGUUCACCAGGAUGGAGCAGAUAGCUGCGUACAUCUCGCUAUUCGGCGUCGUCUUGAUCGCAAGACCCGUCUCGUUAUUCUCUGCGCUAUCGCAUUCCAGCGACCCGGUUCCUGCCUCCGGUGGCUUAGACGCCAUUCCGACAAACACUACUGCGGCUUCGCCCGAUCGUCUCGCUGCGGACUACGAUGAUGUGACACCCACACAACGAGCAGCAGCAGUAGGGGUAGCGAUGUUGGGUGUGAUUGGAUCAACAGGGGCAUACACCACCAUUCGAUGGAUCGGCAAGCGCGCACAUCCACUCAUAUCCGUCACUUACUUCGCAACAUGGUGUACGAUCGUUAGUAUGGUGGCAAUGGCUUUCGUGCCAGGCGUCGGCUUUCUACUCCCCAAAGGUGUGAAAGACUGGUCUUACCUGCUCUUUCUGGGUAUCUGUGGAUUCGUCAUGGUAAGUCUGGUCUACGACCUCGCGUCGCGCAUCGAUUAA